Messenger RNA from Periophthalmus magnuspinnatus, 3757 nucleotides. RefSeq names its product rab effector MyRIP. The transcript has 16 exons. Gene Ontology annotation, molecular function: myosin binding; actin binding; small GTPase binding. NCBI's taxonomy places the organism in Eukaryota, Metazoa, Chordata, Actinopteri, Gobiiformes, Gobiidae. Gene Ontology annotation, cellular component: cortical actin cytoskeleton. The record is from RefSeq and is a predicted model, not a curated record. Gene Ontology annotation, biological process: intracellular protein transport. The coding region runs from base 124 to 3696 and encodes 1190 amino acids.
CUUUGGGAGUGAACUUCUUUUUACAGGUUAUUCUUUUAAAGUAGACUUGGCUAAACGUUUUGUAUACUUGUGUUGUUUACAUUGUUAAAAGUGGAAGAAAACUAUAAGUUUCUUGUGUGAGCCAUGGGUCGAAAGCUGGACCUGUCUGGACUGUCAGACCUGGAAGCGGCGCAUGUUUUACAGGUGGUUCAGAGAGACAUGAGGCUGCGCAAGAGAGAAGAGGAGAGACUCUGUGAUCUAAAGCAGGAGUUGGCAGAAGAGGGCAGUCGUAGUCGUCUCUUGUCCACUCAGUCGUGUUUUAACCAGCGCUGUUGUAUUCGCUGCUGCGCUCCCUUCACGUUCCUGCUGAACCCGAAGCGCCAGUGUGGAGACUGUGGUUACAACGUGUGCCGCAGCUGUCGACUCUACAACAAGAAGAGCAAGGGCUGGCUCUGCUCCUCCUGCCAGAAACACAGGUUGCUGAAGACUCAGUCCCUGGAGUGGUUCUACACAAAUGUCAAGAGGAGGUUUAAACGAUUUGGCAGUGCUAAAGUUUUAAAGACUCUGUACAAGAAACACCUGACGGAGCACAACAUCCUCUCAGAGCUGACAGAUGGUAGUGGGUACGAGGAGAGUGUCUGUAAUGAUGACAGCAUCUGUGGGAGCGACUCCACUUUCUACAGACAAACUGAAGAGCACAGUAUGUCUGAGACGCUGACUGUGGCUCGGCGUGUGGCAGAAGAGGCCAUCGAUGAAGCCAUUUCUAAAGCUGAAGUCCACACCUACUGCCAGGAAAAGCAAAAUGAGGCUCACUAUCUGCGCCAACAUCGAGGAGAACUUAUUGAGGAACUGGCAACAACCAUAGUAGAAAAAAUCAUCAGUCGCAGGAAGACUUUGGCACAGAUCAAGAGCGAAUAUGACCAGGAUCUAACCCACACGUACUACGACCACUAUCUGUCCCCACAACAGCAAGGACUCUGGAGGUGCCACUCUCUCUCCCUGUUGGACACUGGAGCAGACUCCUCCCCCUCUGACAGUCAGAGUCUGAAGAAAGAGGGUCCUGGGGCAUCUCUGUCCCCCUGGAAGAGUGUCGACCGACUUGACCACUCUGCGCUCAAAAGCCCAGACGGAAACUGGAUCGUCUUUCAGAGCGGCCAACUGCCCCAUCCCGGUCUGCUGACCAAGAGGAAGUCUCAGAUGUACAGCGCUUUGGAGAGAGAGUCUGGAGCGGUGUCAGCCUACGAAGCCAUGGACUCUGACUGUGAGCCUGACCACUCCUGGGGCACGGUCCUCAACGAGAUCCACAAGAAGAUGGGACAGUCUGAUCUGCUGGAAGGUCUAGAUCUGGAUUAUGUGGGAGGGAGGAGGGGGAGCAGAGACUCUGAGGGAAAUUACUGGAAAUCCAACAAGGCACUGCUGAAUAAGAAGGUGCCAGUAGAGAUCAGGAAGCCCUCGUCAUCUCGGAGGACCAGUAUCAUCGACAUGAACUUUAACCUGGAUGGAGGAACAGAAGAAGACGACACUAGAGAAGAGCUAGAGGAGAGGAGAGUGAGGAGGCCCAGGAAGAAGAGGAGGAGCAAAAGAGAGGCCAAUGUUUUAUGUGGACAGAACCACAGUAACACGGACACACUCCCUCCCUCCUCUGACGCCGUCACACCUGAAACUUUAACCUCUGGAGCAAUAACCCCUGACCUCCAGAGUGACAUCUCCGGCCUGGGUGCCAAUCAAAUCAACCGGGAACUUGCUGUAAAACUACAACAACUCGCGGAACAUGCUAGCAUUACUGACUCUUCAACCAAUGUACAAAACAGUGUCCUUGAGCGUAACAGUGGAGAUUACAUGGACCUGGAUGAAGGCGAAACUGAUGAUAAAACUGAAGAUCUCAUUGAACUUGACAAUGAAGCAAAAAACAGAUUAUACAAAUUAGUUUCUCAAUCUAGAUUGUUAUAUUUAUCCUCUACUGAUGAUGACUUGGACAAAGAAGGAAUCAGCGAGGAAGAGGACACACAACCAAACAAAGACCUUAAAUUUAAACUUUGCCAUCUCGAGCAGCAAGUCAAAUCUACUCAGUUUUCUUCUACGGAGGACGAACUCGAUAAAAUAGGUUUAGACGAGCACUUAAGACAGCAAGGAGAAGAUGAAGAGAUCGCUGUUAAAGUGUGCAAACAAGCCAGUCAAGUCAACGCUUCGCAAUUUUCUUCCACCGAGGAUGAACUGGAUAGAGUGGGGUGUGCAGAGGAAGCCAUAGAUGAUGCAGUGUUGUGGAAAUUGCAAGCACAGAGAGGGGAGCAAGUUAGAAAUUUAGCUGGUUUGGUGAGCAUAUGCCAGUUUUCAUCAACAGAGGAUGAAUUGGACCGGGUAGGACAGGAUGAAAUAGACGAAAAUGAGGUAACUUGUAGUGAUUUUCGCAGAAGAAACAGGGAGGAGUCUAUUGGAGAUUUAGAUGUCAACAUGUUUGAACUAAGAGAAGAUUAUAAUUAUUUAGAAAUGUCCAAAGGAGAUAUUGAGGUGAGCCAUGCAAAAGAAAGUAUUGAUUUUGAACGGAGGGAGUCUAUUGGGGAUUUUGAUGUUAGUAUGUUUGAACUAAAAGCAGAGGAAAGAUCUAGGUUGGAGGGUGAUACAGAGCCAGAUACAAAAGAAGGGGGCAAAUAUAUGGGAUACAAAACAAUCACAAGUCUUGAAAGUGAAUUUAUGAAUGAAGUUGAAGACGAUGGGCCAGAGAAAUCAGAUAGCGAAGAAGAUGAGGUUGAAUUUAACCGAAUAAUUAAUAGCAUGUUGAUGAUGACUUUGGAGGAUAUGGAAAUGGUAGAGCAAAAUUUGGGAGAAACAAAUGUGAAGGUUAAAGAAGAAGAGGGAGGGUUGCAUAAUUCAGAUAAUGUAGGAGGAGGUAAGGAUGGAGAGGAAGACAACAAUACGGGAAAAAUUAUCGAGAGAACGGGAAGUCAAGAUGGAAGUAAUGUUUUAAGUGGUAAAAUUAGCAAAACAGAUUCAAAAGAAAAAGUUAAUUUGGGAGUGAACACAGCAGUUGAGGCAAAGGAGGAACUUGGGGGAAUCUUGGGUAAUACUCAAGAGAAAGAAAUGAUGGAGGAGAGAAUGAAAAGUUCAGAUACAGACACAGAUGUGAGACUGGAGUCAAACCAGGAGAAGAGCGGCGUCUUCGUGACUCCAGAGGGUUUGCUGUCCCCAGAGGAAAUACAAAAGAGGUACUCGGCUCAGUCUCUGAGCAGCAUCACAACGGAGGUCCUUAAGGUGCUCAACGCCACCGAACAAUUGAUGCGGGAGACAGAGGGUGUCCCUGACCCGCUCUCAGCUCCAUCUGCUCCUCUGUCCCAAAACUACAAGCAACUGGACCAGCAGCUCUGUCGGCUUGAGGAAAAUGUUUACAUAGCGGCUGGUUCAGUGUAUGAUUUGGAGACAGAGCUUGAGGACCUAGAAGAGUGCGCCCGGGCCGUGUGCAGCUCCACGAGUCAAUCAGAGCUCAGAUACCUGGAGGAACAGGUGGCAACUGCUGCAACUAAGGUCCAGCAGUCCGACAUGCAGAUAUCAGACAUUGCAGCCAGAAUCGCCGCUUUGAGAAGUGCAGGGCUCAAUGUGGACCCUCAGCCCACUUUCACUAAAACCAGGACCUCACCAGCAAAGUGCAUUACUCUUGAUGCAUCAAGGCAGCAGAGGCGCCUGUUACCGGCUCCACCCACUAAAGAUGGCAAGAAAACCUAAAGUAUUUUACCUCCAAUCAGCUGAGUCUAGUGCCUUCAUUGUCACACAACAGACUAAUUAC